Fomitopsis serialis is the source of this 1833-nucleotide messenger RNA. RefSeq lists its product as uncharacterized. Bases 1 to 1833 code for a protein of 610 amino acids. The transcript is spliced from 11 exons. Gene Ontology annotation, molecular function: RNA binding; translation initiation factor activity. The record is from RefSeq and is a predicted model, not a curated record. NCBI's taxonomy places the organism in Eukaryota, Fungi, Basidiomycota, Agaricomycetes, Polyporales, Fomitopsidaceae. Gene Ontology annotation, biological process: translational initiation; formation of translation preinitiation complex.
AUGUUCAAAAAGCCCCUUUCCGAUCUCAAAACAAUCGCGCCGCUACGGACCUCUGAUCGCCGGAAGCUCAAGCAGCGCGUGCUCGAGACCUACAGUCAUGUCAAGCCCGAGGAGGGCGACGUCCUCGUGCCAGAGGGAUUGCAUCACCAGAAGUUUGCGACAUACGCGGACGAGCCCGGGGUAGCCUACUUCUCUGUGGAGGGUGACCCGCUCUGGUUCACCAUUGGCAAGAACUCCGUUGCGUUGAUACCGACAGUGUACACACUAUGGAAACGCCCCGACCUCCUCCCUUUCCUCUCCACGCCCGCACCCGUCGUCCCCAAGCUCGUCGGCGGAGCCGAUCUCAUGAUACCAGGAGUGGUCCAGCACUCACCCGGCCUGCAGGCGGACCAGCUCGUCGCGAUCACGCAAUACCAUAGGGAGAAGCUCGGGUACCCGAUCGCGGUCGGGCGGUCGGCGGUGGAUGAGCAAAAGCUCGCAAAGGCGGAGGAGAGCGACGUGAAGGGCAAGGCGGUGUACGUGCUGCAUACGUGGAAAGACGCAUUGUGGGAGAUGGGCGCGAGUAAGGGCCAAGACGUGCCGGAGCCCAGUUUCGUGGAACCUACAGCGAAUGCACAGAACGGGGCGCAUGGAAACGCGGAGGAAAACAUGGAGGCAGUGGUCCAGCAGCCUACGACAAAUGGCGCAUCAGCGCAGCACCAGACUGGAGAAGACGGCACAGCUGCGGAAGCCUCGUCGCCACCUCUGAACGCAGAAGAUGUAUCACAGUUCCUACGUGAUGCACUGCUGCAAGCCCUGCAAACGUCGCUCGCCUCACUCCCCGCAUCUGCAUUCCCCAUAACCGCCUCAACAUUCUGGACCACCUACGUACUCCCCGCGCGGCCAGUGCACGCGCCUGACAGGAAAGAACCGCUUGAUAUGGGCAGCAUCGACGCGAAGCACUCCACGUACAAGUCGGUGAAAGCUUUCUUGAAAGCGUGCGCAAAGGAUGGUCUCAUCAAGCUCAAGGACGCCAAAGGUGGUGAUGUGGUCGUGACAGGUAAGGCUGCCGUGCGGCAGAUCUCUUGCGAUCCCAUCCAGAAGGCUGAUGACCCGCAUUCCGAUGUCAAUGACCACAGACAGCACCGAACGGUGAAGGAAGUUGAGCUGAGGCAGCAAAAGGCCGAGGAUCGGGAGCGAAGAGAGAGAGAAGCGGAGGAGAAACGGAGGGGCGAGAUCCAAGUCACAGAGUUCUGGAAGCCCUUCGGCACUACUCUCAAUUUCUUCGUAGCUGCCGACAAGGAGACCUCCGAGCUUUUUACUCUCCCUGACCUCAAAACGAUCCUCAACAGCUAUAUUUCUGCGAAGUCACUCGUAAACGCGCAGGAACAGGCAUUCAUCAAUGUCGGUCAGGAUAGUGCACUCCUCGCGGCGGUCACCAGCAAGAACGAGUUGGGCGUAGAGUUCCUGAAGCGCGACGAGGUAUUGACUCGGCUGAAGGACCGCAUGCAAGGCUGGUACGAGCUUCGGGUGGAAGGCAGAGAUGUAUUGCGGAAGAAGGGCCAACUGAAGCCGAUCCAGGUCAUCGUGAAGAUACGCCAGGGCCGCAAGGCGUGCACGCUCGUGACCGGCUUCGAGCCGUACUUCCUCAGCGCGGAGGACCUAGCGGAGGAGCUCCGACGGGUCUGCGCGAGUUCGACGUCCGUGAAUCCUGUCCAGGGGAAGGCGUCGGAAUCGGAGGUCAUGGUGCAGGGGAAGCAAAUGAAAGCCGUCACUGACAUGCUUUUGAACAAGGGUGUACCGAAGAAGUGGAUUGAGUGUGCUGAUAUGACGGCGGAAAAGAAGAAGAAAUAA